AUGCACGCGGUUGGAUUGCAUUCGGCGCUGGCCAUCAAGCGUCAGAGAAAGCGCCGGGACGAGCAGCGUCGUGCCCGCGAGCGUCGUUAUAGCGCGCAAUCGGGCGAGAGCGGCCUGACGUCGCCCAGGGCUUCGACCGGUUCCUUGGACCAUCAACCGAGGCACCAUAAAUCCGGACAUACGAAUCGCUCGGCCGGCCAGGGUAUGUUGGACUCUAAGGUGAUCACGUCGGUGGGAUUGCUUCACAUCGGCGUGGUGUUCCUGGUGUUCGGUGCUUUUCUUCUGAUGAGCGGCCUGUUGCCCGGGGACCUGGUCCAGUGGGGCUCCAAGCGCUCUGGCAGCUGGUGGAACGAGCUGGUGGCUGUAGGUCUCUUCGUCGUCUUCAUCGGGAUGUUCUUGAUCAUCCUGAACAAGGUAAUCGCUAAGAAGGAGGAAAACGAGCUGGAGGAGUACGUGCAACGGCAGUUGACCAGGUCCAGGUCGGGACAUAGACUGGAGAGGGACCCCGAAACCGGAGGACUGACCACGAAGCAUGCGAGAAGAGCGAGACAGAUGCAGCAGGCUGCUUCCACCGGAUCCAUAGAGACGCAGAACGAGAAAGACUCCGGGUCUCCGCCUAGAAGUCCUCCACCUGCUUACUCACCGCCUCCGACAAUGAACGGGGAUAACCAGGCUGUCCAAUCCGCCUUGUACCUCGAACAGAUCACCGAAGAGGAGAUUAUCAGCGACCGCGUGGAAACCUCCACCACCAACAGUCUGAGCCCUGGCUCGCCAAGCGAGACCAGGGAACUAUUGCAGAAUCCACGCUAUUCGAAGCAGAACGGUAACCCUCAGCAGGUUCAUCGGCCGCUUUACGUGUCCAGGAUCUAGAUAACGGGCGAAACUUCGGAGCCUCUUCUGGCUGAAGUUGAAACGAUCGCGAGGAUCUCUUAUAUCGGGAACAAACUCGGGUAGGCGGUUUCUACGACGGCGGCGAUGACGACCAU
Messenger RNA from Eufriesea mexicana, 986 nucleotides. RefSeq lists its product as uncharacterized. The coding region runs from base 1 to 870 and encodes 289 amino acids. The record is from RefSeq and is a predicted model, not a curated record. Lineage: Eukaryota; Metazoa; Arthropoda; Insecta; Hymenoptera; Apidae. The transcript has a single exon.